This is a messenger RNA of Plutella xylostella (diamondback moth), 2075 nucleotides long. NCBI's taxonomy places the organism in Eukaryota, Metazoa, Arthropoda, Insecta, Lepidoptera, Plutellidae. The record is from RefSeq and is a predicted model, not a curated record.
AAUUUCCUCUAAUCUCGCUCGCCACAGUAUAUAAAAGCCCUAGCCGAGAUUGACUAAACAUCAUUCGCAUCUUCACCGCUUAUGAGUUAACAGCUCUUACAACUAGAUCUGUUAACACGUUCAGUGACAGUAGAUAACUUAACACUUUGACGGCCGCGAAUUUGUUAAUUUUAUAUUUAUUUAUUUAUAUCGUAUCUAAAGUUCGUUAUAGCAUGACAGUUUGGUGAAGAAAAAUUGUGUUGUGUUUUGUUAAUUGGAAGAAUAAUUUAGACUUGUGUUUAGUUUUGGCCGUUUUGGAUCAGUGCGGGUGCAAAAUGAAGAUCGUAUUAGCGUGUACAAUGCUGUUAGCCGUUGCCAUAGCGGAGCCGCCUGUAGAUAAUAGAUAUCUUCCGCCCCAGCAAGGCGGCUACCGAACCACCAAUCAGGACAGCUUCGCGCCGCCCGCCCAGACCUACGGCGCGCCCGCCCCAGGAGUGCAGAGGCAGACCGACGCUGUGUUCAGAUCUCAGAACCGUCCAUCCUCAUCGUACGGAACCCCCGCGCAGGCCCGGCGCCCGUCCAACCAGUACGGACCCCCUGCACGACAAAGCCAGAGUUGCAACUUAAUUAACCAUAAUCAUCUCUCCAUUUUCAGCAGGCCAUCAGCACAAUAUGGAGCGCCGUCUCGGCAGCAAAACGCUCCGUCCAACCAGUAUAACGCACCAUCAAGCCAGUACAACGCUCCGUCCAACCAGUACAACGCUCCGUCCAGCCAGUACAACGCUCCGUCCAGCCAGUACAACGCUCCGUCCAGCCAGUACAACGCUCCGUCCAGCCAGUACAACGCUCCGUCCAGCCAGUACAGCGCACCGUCUAGCCAGUACAACGCACCGGAGCCUUCGCAACAAUAUGGUGCCCCGUCUCAGCAAUACUCCGCCCCAUCCCAGCAGUAUGGCCCGCCUGGCUCUGGCUCAGGCCGCCUCGGCUCAGGCUCAGGCCAAGCCCAGUCCAGACAGUACCUGCUUCCUAACGCAAGGAGUAAUGGUUAUGAUGGUAGCGACGGAGAGGGCAAUGGGGAGCCAGCCAACUACAGCUUUGACUACAAAGUCCAGGAUGACGAGUCUGGCAAUGACUUUGGACACCGCGAGUCCCGCAUGGGAGAUAGGACCGAGGGACUCUACUAUGUGCUGUUGCCCGAUGGCAGGAAACAGACGGUAGAAUACGAGGCAGACCAAGAUGGCUACCGCCCCAAGAUCUCUUACGAAGACACCGGCCGCGGGCAAGGAGGCUACGACAGCAACAGCCAGGACCUGUCAGCUAGCGGCUACCAAGGAGGAUCCGGCCCUUACUAACACUUAUGUGACCUCUUUGCUGAUAGAUUCGGUAGUUUGCAUUUUUCUCAACGGUGCUUUAGUUCUUUCCAGCCAGUGCUUAUUUCUGUUUUGUUUUUGUGUUUGGAGUUUUAUGUGUUAUGCUUAUUCUGAGAUCUCUUGCUUUUGUAUGGUUUUUUAUUUUAAUAAUACUUGUAUGUCUUUGAUUAACCUAAUUAAUGGAAUCUAUAUCUGUGAUUUUAAUAUAAUAUUUAAUCCAUCUUGUCAUCAUAUAUUACCUACAUAAAAUAUUAUUAUAACGACACUUUAAGCAUUCUUUGUAUAUAUUUUAUAUUCUAUAUACAAUUUUUCAAGCCUUGUGCCAUUAUUUUUUGCUCUUCUUCUUCAUUAUACUCGUAGAUAAUCGACAACCGUGGCCAUGUAAAAGGAUUUUUGUAUCAUAUAACAUUUAAUCUAAUAACAUUAUGUAUAGUUUAAGUCAGUAUUUCAUAGCAUAAAAUAUGUAUAGCCUUUACAUACCUACAUAUUAUAUACUAUACUCAUAGUUGUAUCAUUUAAGAUUAUGGUCAGUAUUACUUUGUAGUUCUUCACUAUGUAUCUGUAUCUCAUACUAGGUACUCAAAGUAAAUGAAUAAUACUCACUAGAUAAAUACAUAACUUCGAUACAUUACUGUUAAUAUUAUACUCUGCCUUGUAAAUGUAGAGUUUAUACAUUUUUCUAAGAAUUUAGAUGAUAAGAUAUUUAAUCAAAUGAAAUAAAAUGUU